GCAGCUUGUUUGUCUCUCGAGUUGACUAAGUCCGCUCCGCCCAUAUUGAACCCCUUUUAAGUGAAUGUUCCAAACCAUCGGGUCUAGCUCAUGCACCCAAUUUAUUUGAAAUGCAAAUGGCCAUCCAUCCCACAGCCCAGCAGGGGCACCACUGCCCCACCGUGGGCAGGCUGAGGGCAGCUGCAUACACACUGACAAGCACUGCCAACCGCCGGGUGAGGCCAAUCCCCGUUCCUCUUCCUGGCCAACAUUUCCAUGUUGCAGUUCAGCCCCAAACCUGUCAAGCCUGUCAGUCACCCCGCAAUCCACGAAGAUCCCGAGACGUUGACGUUAGUUUUAUCCAGGAUAAAUAUGCCGAGAGCCGUGAACUUUCGUCGGGCCGUGGCGUUUUACCAAGUCUUUUUUUCUUUCCAGUCCUAGUUUGGUGUGUGUGGAUCGGCUGCGCUGCACAGGUUAUCAGGUGUCGAUGGAAGCUACAUACAACGCUUGGGGCGGUAAGCCCGGGAAUUUAUUUCCAUUCUUGUUUGCAACUGCAUCAUGCAAGCUCGUCCUGCAAGUCAUGGACAGAUAGCCCUCGGUGAACCCUGCUGUCAGACCAGCACGCAAGCAUUGAUGCGCUGGCGCACACCACCACUUUGACGCCUUUUCUGUCUCCUAUUGCCAAGCUUGCCUGCUGAUCUCGGCCCCUGAUACUUUGCGGCUCUUCUUGUACUUUUGCAGCGUUAGCCGCGGCCGUUGACCACCAGCAAAUCUGGCGUCU
Pseudomassariella vexata is the source of this 760-nucleotide messenger RNA. RefSeq lists its product as uncharacterized. Bases 111 to 581 code for a protein of 156 amino acids. The record is from RefSeq and is a predicted model, not a curated record. The transcript has 2 exons. NCBI's taxonomy places the organism in Eukaryota, Fungi, Ascomycota, Sordariomycetes, Amphisphaeriales, Pseudomassariaceae.